This is a messenger RNA of Syzygium oleosum, 2699 nucleotides long. RefSeq names its product phospholipase D alpha 1-like. Gene Ontology annotation, molecular function: D-type glycerophospholipase activity; calcium ion binding. Gene Ontology annotation, biological process: phospholipid catabolic process; phosphatidylcholine metabolic process. The transcript has 5 exons. NCBI's taxonomy places the organism in Eukaryota, Viridiplantae, Streptophyta, Magnoliopsida, Myrtales, Myrtaceae. The record is from RefSeq and is a predicted model, not a curated record. Gene Ontology annotation, cellular component: plasma membrane. Bases 105 to 2585 code for a protein of 826 amino acids.
AUUUUUCGAGCAUCAUGGUACAUGCUUGAUUCACCCUUUUACUCACUUCUUGACCCCAAUGUCAUUUCAGGCUUUCCUUUCUUUCUUUCUCCUCGCGGCCGGACAUGUGGAUCUCGAGGGAGAUGACGUCGCGUCUGCUUCAUGGGAUGCUCAAUGUGGAAAUAUAUGAGAUCAAUAGGCUCCAACUAGGAUGCGGAUUUAAUCUUUGUGGGAAGACCGCGAGUAGCAAGAGCUUCAUGAGAAGAUUCCUAUCCGAGGUCAAGAGGUUGAUCUUGUGCCGUCCCGAGAUUGUGGGGUCGUAUCUCUACGCGACUGUGGAUUUGGACAGGGCUAGGGUCGCGCGGACGCGUAUGAUCCAGAACGAACAGUCGAACCCGCAGUGGCACGAGGCCUUCCACAUCUACUGUGCUCAUUGGAUCUCCCAGAUCAUACUCACCGUCAAAGACGACAAUCCUGUUGGAGCAACCUUAAUUGGGAGGGCCUAUGUUCCUGUUGAGGAUGUCAUAAAGGGCUAUAUAGUGGACAGGUGGGUCCCGAUCGAGGACGACGACCACCGCCCGAUCCACGGCGGGGCGCGGAUUCAUGUCCGGCUGCAAUUCUCGACCGCCGCUCAGGACAGUCACUGGUCGCGUGGGAUCCUUAAACCGAACUUCGAAGGUGUUCCUCGCACGUUCUUCACCCAGAGGCAACAUUGCAGGGUCACUCUAUAUCAAGAUGCUCAUGUUUCAGAUCAUUUUAGUCCUCGCAUCCCGCUCUCUGUCGGACAGUACGAGCCCCACCGGUGCUGGGAGGACAUCUUUGACGCGAUCGACAACGCAAAGCACUUGAUUUACAUAGCGGGAUGGUCAGUCUACACGGAUAUCGCCCUGAUAAGGGACCCGCGCGGGCUCAGGAAAGGGACCGGGGUCACGUUGGGUGAGCUGCUGAAGAAUAAGGCUAACGAGGAGGGCGUGACGGUCCUGAUGCUUGUCUGGGACGAUCGCACGUCGGUCCCAGAAUUGAAACGGGACGGGCUGAUGGCAACGCACGACCAAGAAACGGCACAGUACUUUCGGAACACAAAAGUGCAUUGCUUCCUGUGCCCGCGGAAUCCCAACGUGGCCGCGACAAGCAUAAUUCAGGACGUGGAGAUAUGGGCGUUGUUUACUCAUCACCAGAAGAUCGUGGUGGUUGAUGCCGAGAUUCCCGAGGGAGGAUCGCAGAUGCGGAGGAUCGUGAGCUUCAUCGGCGGCAUCGAUUUGUGCGACGGCCGGUACGAUACGCAGGACCACCCGCUGUUCAAGACCCUGAAUUCAGACGUCCACAGGAAUGAUUUCCAUCAACCGAAUUUCGAAGGCGCUUCGAUCAAGAAAGGCGGCCCGAGGGAGCCGUGGCAUGACGUUCAUUGCCGUCUCGAAGGCCCCGUUGCGUGGGACGUCCUCUAUAACUUCGAGCAGAGGUGGAGGAAGCAAGUGGGGGAGCAAUUCCUCAUCCCGAUAAGCAAGAUGGAGCAGAUCGUAAUCCACCCAUCGCCAGCCGCGUUAGCUGAUGACCCGGACACAUGGAAUGUCCAGUUGUUCCGGUCCAUUGACGCCGGCGCAGCAGCUGACUUCCCCAAAGACCCCGAUGCUGCAGCUGCCGUUGGCCUCGUUGGCAGCAAGGACAACGUCAUUGACCGGAGCAUCCAGGACGCCUACAUCAAUGCGAUCCGCCGGGCCAAGAAAUUCAUCUACAUCGAGAACCAGUACUUCCUCGGCAGCUCCUUUGAGUGGAAUCCCGAGGUUCCGGACAUCCAUGCACUGCACCUGAUCCCAAAGGAGUUGUUGCUGAAGAUCGUGAGCAAGAUCGAGGCCGGGGAGAGGUUUGCCGUGUACAUUGUGAUCCCGAUGUGGCCCGAGGGUAUACCAGAGAGCGAGUCGGUGAAGGCGAUACUGGAUUGGCAGAGGAGGACUAUGGAGAUGAUGUACAGAGACAUUGCCAAUGCCCUCCGGAGGAAGAGGAUUGAUGCCGAUCCUAGAGAUUACUUGGCCUUCUUUUGCCUUGGAAACAGAGAAGCAAAUAGGGAUGGUGAGCCAGAGCCUGAAGAGAAACCACAGCCAAAUAGUGACUAUUUCAGAGCCCAGCAAGCAAGAAGGUUCAUGAUUUAUGUCCAUGCCAAGAUGAUGAUAGUUGACGACGAGUACAUAAUCGUCGGAUCGGCCAACAUCAACCAGAGGUCCAUGGACGGCGCCCGGGACACGGAGAUCGCCAUGGGCGCGUUCCAACCGAACCAUCUGGCCACUACUGAUCAGUCACCUAGGGGUGACAUCUACGGCUUCCGAAUGUCCUCGUGGUAUGAGCACCUUGGCCGUCUUGAGGAAACUUACAAUCGUCCGGAGAGUCAGACAUGCAUGAGGCGGGUGAAUGCGCUCGCCCAGCGGAAUUGGGAAUUGUACUCGGACGACACGUCCGUCGAAGACUUGCCGGCUCACUUGCUCCGUUACCCGAUCGAGAUCGCCGGAAAUGGAGCUGUCACGCCCUUGCCCGGGCUUGCACAUUUUCCCGACACUAAGGCUCCAAUCUUGGGCCAAAAAUCUGAUGAUCUUCCUCCUAUUCUGACCACUUAAAAGAUGAUCAGAUGCAAAAUCGUUCGUUGUAGUGACAAUGCACUAUUAAACACCACCAAAUUGUAAAUCUAUCCACCUUUCCCAGUUUGCAAUAUCAAUCUAUGGCUAUCUGUA